GUCCGCAGCAAGAGCCGGGGCAAGCUCCGAGGCGUCCACCGCCAGAGGGCCUUGCAGCUCUUCUUGCGGGAGUCACAAGAAGAGGAGCUGAUGCCUGCUGGGUCUAAGUCGGAAGGUCGACCUCCCAUCAAGCUGCUUUUGUCUGCCUUUGAGGGUCGCCCAGCGGUGCUGCUGUUCGACUACCACCCUGCUGUGGGGAAGGAACGGACCGUGGACCCUGAUCGCGUGGUCUCCUGCGAGGGGCAUGGUCGUCCCGAGAUCUUCUUCAGCCAUUCGGGCUGCGUGCAUCGCUACAAUGCAGUGCUCAACAGCUUUUACUGCGGAGGUCUGGAGGAGGAGGCAUCUGCAGUUCCUAUCUUGCUUUGGGGUGGAACGCCAAGGCCAGAAUCUCUUCGCGAGUUCCGCGCCUGCCAGAAGACGAAUCACUUCCCGGCCUCCUGGCAGUUGGGCCGCAAAGACUUACUCUGGCGGAACCUCCGCGCCAUGCAGCAGCGCUUCCCAGAUGGCAGGUUUGAUUUGAUGCCGCAAACCUUCCUCUUCCCAGGGCAGUUCAAGUUUUGGAUGGAGCUCUCCAAGGCCUCUCCGCAUGAGACUUCCUUUGACCCCAGACCCGUCGACCGUCUGACCGCGCCGUGGACCUUAAGCCCUGGAGCUCGGUGCAGCGACCGGGCGCGGUGCGGUUGGGGUAUGGCUCGAGAGCGAGCCGAGGCGGGCUCUUUACGCGAGCUGCCUUGCUCAGAGAUGGCGCGCGAGCUGCCUUGCUCAGAGAUGGCAGAGGUCAAAGCGUCCCUGGCGGCCACGGGGCAAACCGUCCAGCGAGUGCUCGACACGCUCCGGAAGCUCCAAGAGCACUUUGAGCACCGGCCACCAGCGAAGAACACCCCGUCCGAGAGCAAAGACGAAGGCUUCAGCCCUUCACGGCUGAGCGUGCUGAGGGCCGUGAAGCUUCGCAUCGCCGAGUAUUUGGAGGCUUCGGAUGCCUUCGAGGCCUUGGUGGCAAUUCCCGCACCUCACGUGGACGACGUGCUCGUCGAGCUCUCAGACGUUGAACCCACCAGGCCACCCACCCCGGAGCUCCGGUCGCCUUCCGUGGCCACACUGCUGGAGGGGAAGUGCUUCAGCGAGCCUUCGGAAGAGCCCUGGGAAGAUGCACCACCGCCGCCUGGGGCGCUUGCAGUGGCGCGAAUGGCACCGCCAGCCCCACCAACAGCUCCAGCAGCGCCGCCCCCACCGCCCGCACCGCUGGUGGAUUCCUUGACCACGGUCCCCGCGCAGCUUCCAGCGUCCAUUGUGAAGGACUUCGUCGUCGAUGGGACUCUGGGCCGUGGCUCGGUCGCGCAGGUUCUGCGGCUGCGGAACCGGCAGACGGGGCGAACGGAGGUGGCGCUGAAGGUCAUGGAGAAGCGCCCCUUAGAGAUCCGCAACAUGAUGUCGCAGGUCCAACGGGAGGUGAAGAUACAAAGCUCGAUCUUCCACCCCAAUGUCUUGCGGCUCUUCCGCUGCGUGUCGGAUGAGACGCAUCUCUACAUGUUGCUAGAGCUGGCCGAUGGAUGCUUGGUGAAGUUGCUCUCGCAGCACCCGCACCGGCGCUUGCCAGAGCCCUUAGCCGCCAAGCUCUUCCGGGACAUCGUCCUGGGCGUUGAACAUUUGCAUAGCGUGGCGUGCUGUGCACACCGGGAUCUGAAACCCGAGAACAUCCUCUUGGCCGGCCUUUGUCCCAAGAUCUGUGACUUCGGAUGGUGUACCGACCUGGAUGGCACCAAGCGGAGAACCCUGUGCGGCACGUUUAGCUACAUGGCGCCGGAGGUGUUGUUCGGCGAAGGCCACGGUAAGGAGGUGGACCAUUGGAGCUUGGGUGUGCUGCUUUAUGAGCUGUUGGCCGGCCAGACGCCCUUCGCGAGUGCAGCGCCAGACUUUCGACAGAAGGUCCACCAAGUCUUGUAUCAGUGCCCAAGAUGGUUUAGCCAGGAAGCCUGCCAUUUGCUUCACAGCCUUCUGCAACGCUUCCCGAAGCACCGCCGUCCCUUGCCGGAGGUCUUGCAGCAUCGAUGGUUAGAGAGGUCUGCUCUGCGCCCCCUGCCAAGCGCCCACGUCGCCCCGAUGACGAGCGCCGCCGGUCACCCGGCGAACCUGAGCCGCCACGGCUCACCGGUGAGCCGUGCCAUCCGGUCGCCCAGGCAGCCAAUGAUGCCGCUGCACGGAAUUCGUUCUAACGCGCCGCCGCGAGUGGUCCUCCUGCAGAAAAACAAGGGACUCGACCUCUCCCGUCCUUCCGGUCAGUGGGGGCGUGGCGUGGGACGCGAAGAGAGGGGUGGAAGUGUGGGGAACACACCACCCCAGCGACGGGCGAUAUAUAGCCUACUCCAGGCAAGUUCGAAGGACCAGCUUCGCUGA
Durusdinium trenchii is the source of this 2394-nucleotide messenger RNA. Lineage: Eukaryota; Dinophyceae; Suessiales; Symbiodiniaceae. The record is from the annotation of a GenBank genome assembly.